AUGAUGACACAGUGGGAUAACACAACCCCUGUUGACACAGUGGAUCGUAACAAAUAUGCUGUGGACACAGUGGAUAAUAAAACAGCUACCGAUGACACAGUUGAUGAUGACAGAGACACUGAUGACACAGUAGAUGGAUUAAACCCCAACCAAUUUCAGCAGAUGAGAUCAACUUUAUUAUUGUCAGUAGCAAUGCAAGAUCUGGAUUUUCUAUUUGACUUGAUCUAUGUGGAAAAAGGGAUAUCGUCUGAAGACGUUCUUGACGUUGUCCAGUAUUUUUUCGCCAUAGAUCCGUAUUCUAAUUCCCGAAGUUUGGCAGACGUGGACAGGCGUAGAGCUUUCAUAGAAAUUAUUUUGGCAGCUAAUGGACGAGUACCAUGUCCAAAAUGUCCAGUCUAUUUCCAAGACUUCAAAGAUGUAGCCCGAGCAGUCUUCUGGAAUCUCCUUCCACCAGGACCAUUUGAAGACAUGAGAGUUGCCGUGACUGCGAUGAUAGCUCUAAGUGAAGCGAAAUUCUAUCCGCAAGGGCUGAUCAACAUCUUUGACAGCUUUCUACAAGAUUUUUUAAUGUCAAAUCCAAGAGAACCAUAUUUCCUUGAGCCUUUGAAUUCUUAUAGUGACAAAGAACUGUACAGGUUUAGCAAGGAAGCUGCCUGUUUGGCUCUUGUGAAAUUUCUAUCCAGUUCUGAAACAUGCAAUGUCCAGUUACCGACAAGGUUUUCAAUCGUUCACUCGCUCUGCAAAGCGCAGCAGUAUCUUUAUAAUUAUAAUUCACCGGAUAGCCAUAUUUAUCCAGGCAGUAUAACAGUCAAACCAACAUCAACUUUAACAACGUUAUUGACAACAACUACCACUGAAACAACAACUCCAACUACCACUGAAACAACUCCAACUACCACUGAAACAACAACUCCAACUACGACUGAAACAACAACUGCAACUACGACUGAAACAACAACUGCAACUACCACUGAAACAACAACUCCAACUACCACUGAAACAACAACUCCAACUACCACUGAAACAACAACUGCAACUACCACUGAAAAAACAACUCCAACUACCACUGAAACAACAACUCCAACUACGACUGAAACAACAACUGCAACUACGACUGAAACAACAACUGCAACUACCACUGAAACAACAACUGCAACUACGACUGAAACAACAACUCCAACUACGACUGAAACAACAACUCCAACUACGACUGAAACAACAACUCCAACUACGACUGAAACAACAACUCCAACUACCACUGAAACAACAACUCCAACUACGACUGAAACAACAACUCCAACUACCACUGAAACAACAACUGCAACUACGACUGAAACAACAACCGCAACUACGACUGAAACAACAACUCCAACUACGACUGAAACAACAACUCCAACUACGACUGAAACAACAACUCCAACUACGACUGAAACAACAACUGCAACUACCACUGAAACAACAACUCCAACUACGACUGAAACAACAACUCCAACUACCACUGAAACAACAACUCCAACUACGACUGAAACAACAACUGCAACUACCACUGAAACAACAACUCCAACUACCACUGAAACAACAACUCCAACUACGACUGAAACAACAACUGCAACUACCACUGAAACAACAACUCCAACUACCACUGAAACAACAACUCCAACUACGACUGAAACAACAACUGCAACUACCACUGAAACAACAACUCCAACUACGACUGAAACAACAACUGCAACUACCACUGAAACAACAACUCCAACUACCACUGAAACAACAACUCCAACUACGACUGAAACAACAACUGCAACUACGACUGAAACAACAACUGCAACUACCACUGAAACAACAACUCCAACUACGACUGAAACAACAACUGCAACUACCACUGAAACAACAACUCCAACUACGACUGAAACAACAACUCCAACUACGACUGAAACAACAACUGCAACUACGACUGAAACAACAACUGCAACUACCACUGAAACAACAACUCCAACUACGACUGAAACAACAACUGCAACUACUACUGAAACAACAACUCCAACUACGACUGAAACAACAACUCCAACUACGACUGAAACAACAACUCCAACUACCACUGAAACAACAACUGCAACUACCACUGAAACAACAACUCCAACUACGACUGAAACAACAACUGCAACUACCACUGAUACAACAACAACUCCAACUACGACUGAAACAACAACAACACCAACUACCACAGAAACAACAACAACACCAACUACCACAGAAACAACAACAACACCAACUACCACUGAAACAACAACAACACCAACUACGACUGAAACAACAACAACACCAACCACCACUGAAACAACAACAACACCAACUACCACUGAAACAACAACACCAACUACGACGGAAACAACAACAACACCAACCACCACUGAAACAACAACAACACCAACCACUACUGAAACAACAACAACACCAACUACCACUGAAACAACAACAACACCAACUACCACUGAAACAACAACAACACCAACUACCACUGAAACAACAACAACUCCAACUACGACUGAAACAACAACAACUUCAACUACAACUAGAACUACUACAACAACGCCAAGUACUACAACUUCAACUACAACUAGAACUACUACAACAACGCCAAGUACUACAACUUCGACUACAAAAUCAACUACUACAACAACGCCACGUACUACAACACCAAGGACAUCUAGAACUACAAGAAAUCAAAACUAAGUUUUGCGAGCAAAGCAUAAAUCAUGUUCAUACCUUUCUUACAGCUCUAAUGAACUAAGUAGCUGUAUAAAAUCUGAAAUUUAUUUUUUUGUCUUUUUUUUUUUAAAAUGCGGACCAGAACGGGAAAUAUAUCCAACUGGUUUGUCUGCAUUCUACCUGUCCAUCUGUUUACUCUGCUUGUGUACAUGUCGCUUCUAGAUCUAACUAAAAGUAUUAUUACAAAUUCAAUUUGAUUAUAUUUUGAAGAAUGCUUAAAAUUGUA
This is a messenger RNA of Biomphalaria glabrata, 2995 nucleotides long. Its product is annotated as mucin-2-like. Lineage: Eukaryota; Metazoa; Mollusca; Gastropoda; Planorbidae. The record is from RefSeq and is a predicted model, not a curated record. Bases 1 to 2733 code for a protein of 910 amino acids. The transcript is spliced from 5 exons.